This is a messenger RNA of Oppia nitens, 1227 nucleotides long. It is a transcript of the gene DCP1, whose product is annotated as mRNA-decapping enzyme 1A-like. Gene Ontology annotation, molecular function: mRNA binding; enzyme activator activity. Gene Ontology annotation, biological process: deadenylation-dependent decapping of nuclear-transcribed mRNA; deadenylation-independent decapping of nuclear-transcribed mRNA; positive regulation of catalytic activity. The transcript has a single exon. NCBI's taxonomy places the organism in Eukaryota, Metazoa, Arthropoda, Arachnida, Sarcoptiformes, Oppiidae. Gene Ontology annotation, cellular component: P-body. The record is from RefSeq and is a predicted model, not a curated record. The coding region runs from base 123 to 1106 and encodes 327 amino acids.
UGUAUAAUAUACUGUAGUAUUUGCAGUGCAUUUCAAUUAUAUUAAUAUUGAUUUCAAUUGAUUACUAAACAAACAAUUGAUUAUAUUUUGACAAUAAUUAAUAGGACUUAAAGACAGUGAUAAUGAAUGACAAGAGUGAUGACAACGGCAUUAAUUUGCGGUCAUUGAAACAGAUUGACCGCAACAUCGAUGAGAUCAUAUCACUGUGUGGUCAGUGCGCUGUCUAUAAGUUUAGUAAAGACAACGCCGAGUGGGAGCGCAAAGAGAUCGAGGGAUCGAUGUUUAUUGUCCACCGAUUACCACCCGAUGAGUAUAGCUUUGUGGUCAUCAAUCGGCUCAACACUACUAAUAUGUUGCAAACAAUUGACCGCAACUUUGAUAUUAACAUCACUUUACCGUAUCUUCUCUAUAAAAACACAUUGAAUGAGAUCUUCUGUAUUUGGUUUUACGAUGAAAACGAUUGCAAGAAAUUCAGUCAACAGCUCAACAAUAUUAUCAACAAAUUGUCGAAUGAGAGCAACAGCUCAACACAAUUGAAUGAUAUCUUCAAGAAGUUAUGUCCAGUGACUACUAUGGCCACAGUUGAUAAUAAUGGCGACGAGUCUCAUAAAUUAGCGUCAAAUGGUGGCCAUAAUGGUCAGCGAAGUCAAACACAAGUAUCAACACACGUAUCAACACAAAUAGUCAAUCAGACACCGACAGCAAAGAUCAACAAAAUGAGUCUUCGAGUCCACGAUUUGUUUCAAACGGCCGGUCAGACAAUGCCUGUCAUUCCAACCGAAGCUUUCGUACAAAACCCGGAAGAUCUUGACGACGACGUCAUAACACCAGCGAUGUUAACCAAUCAGAGCUCAAAAACUAACGCUAAAGAAAUUGGAGUUCAAAGUUCAACGGUUCUAAAUCAACCACAAACUAUGGCCCUCAAUGUUAACACUUCUUACAAUCAAAAUUUUUUGCCACAAUUGAUGGUUAAUAAAGACAAAGUGCCGCCAUCAGGGGUCCUCUCUAUGGAACAGUUGAAGCAAACUUUAGUUUAUUUACUUCAAAAUGACGCCGACUUUUUGCAUUCAAUACAUACGGCUUAUGUAAAUGGGGUUCAGAAAUAAAAUCACAUUUUUGUGUCAAAUUAUCAAUGAUAUCACUUAUAUAGGUAUACAUUGUAUUAAUUCGUAACCAACAUUCAAACAUGAAAAAUAAAAAUCACUCAUUUAUAUUAUAUAUAUAACU